Penicillium verrucosum is the source of this 567-nucleotide messenger RNA. RefSeq lists its product as uncharacterized. Lineage: Eukaryota; Fungi; Ascomycota; Eurotiomycetes; Eurotiales; Aspergillaceae. Bases 1 to 567 code for a protein of 188 amino acids. The transcript has 2 exons. The record is from RefSeq and is a predicted model, not a curated record.
AUGAGAUUCUCCAUCUUUUUCAUUGCUCUGAUGACUUCGGUCUCAUCCGCAGCCUCCACUGAGGAUCCAGGCCCAUCACCUACUGCUUCGACCGGCUGUGAGCCACACGGAGACCACUGGCACUGUGACGGCCCAGCCUCAACAGCCGUCUCAGGUACAUCAACAGCAAGCGAGGCUGAAGUGAGCACCACCUCUGCGGAUGCUUCUCCUGCAGUCCCUAGUCCUACCGAGUCUGCUGGCUGCGAGCCACACGGCGACCACUGGCACUGUGACGGCCCAGCCUCAACAGCUGUCUCGGGUACAUCAACAGCAAGCGACGCUGAAGCGAGCACCACCUCUGCCGAUGCUUCUCCUGCAGUCCCUAGUCCUACCGAAUCUACUGGUUGUGAGCCACACGGUGACCACUGGCAUUGCGAUGGACCUGCUGAGACGGCUAGUGCUUCCGCAAGUGCCUCCGCGGGUGCCUCUACGGGUUCUGAAGAUGAGGAAGGCGGUGCUGGAGCAAUUGGAGUGCAAAUUUCCCUGCUUGUUGGAUUGUCACUUGUUGCUGCUGGUUUGAAUGUUUGA